UUUAUCUCGUUACUAGGCAGCGUUCUAACGGUGUAGAAAAAUAUCUCGCUCGGAAAUUAUAAACGUGGCCACAAGCUUAACGUUACAUCCAUUAUUGUGAGUUAGCUGAAUAUAUUUCAGACUUGGUUAUGUCACUUUCUGCACUAACUCAAUUAUUGUGAAGAAAACUAUCUUCGCCACCCUGGCCUCCUCAAGUGACUUAAGAGAAAAACUGCGAAAGAAACGGCGUGCCCUGCAAGACACUUUGGUAAAAAACAAAAAUGAGGACGACGUUCAGGCUCUGGUUCCAUCUACCAAAUUGAGUAAGGGGAAACUACAAACUACAAUGAAGGAACCUCAGAGCAGUGAGGAAGACCCAGGAGAGACACUGAAACGUACCUUAAGGGCUCAGAGACAGGGGCGGAAGAAAAGGCUGCUUGAGCAGCCUUUAGCCCAAGAGUCCCAUGAUGAUGAUGUGGAGGAAAUCUCCACCAUUCAGCACCACAGUGAAGAUGAAGGAUCAGCUGAAACAGCAGCUGACUCUGAGGUUUUGUCAAGACCUCCAACUGGUUCUCUGAGAAGUUUCCCCCCGAGAAUUCAACAUACUCCUGGCUCUCAGCAUUUAGACAACUCUGUGACACGGCUCUUGGAAGAGAAACUAAGAGCAGCCAGGUCUAAAGGUGAGAGCCUUCAGGAACAGGAGGACUCUCUCAAGCCAGCCAGUCGCCUACAGAGCCUCAGAGACAGAGACACUGUCACAAGGUUUGACAGAGAGGUUGAUCCAGACAGAGCUGGAAGACAUGAGGUCCCUCUGGCCCUCGGCACCAGGGUGAAGUUUCGAGAAGCAGCGAGACGAGCAGAAAAAGGCCUCCCAACUGCUGAAGAGGCUUAUGAUUUCUUUACACUCGACUUUGAGCCAGAUCCACAAGAUGGGACUGAGAAAGUUAGCAGGAAAAGACCAAAACAGAAAAAAACAGCUGAGGACAGAGAUGAUGAAGAAGGAGGAGAAGAAGAAGUUGAAGAUGCUGAAGCAGAUGAAGGUGAUCAAGAUGAAAGUGUAGAGCAGAGUGAAGACGCUCCUCUUGUGCGAGAUGAAGAGGAGGAUUUAUUCGUCAUUGGACAGUCGUCCCAAGACUUCCUGGAAGUGAAGAGAGCAGAGUAUGUUGGGUACAGAAAACGUGUUCAGCGAGAAAGUGAGCUCGUCUUCAUGCCAAGUUUUCAAACAGUCCCAGCCUCCAUUAAACUGCCUGAAAACAUGAAGCCCCGUUAUCUGGAGGACGAGGGUCUGUAUGUAGGUGAAAGGCCUCCUGUAUCCCUGACCAAUGAGAACAUUCUGGAGAACCGCAUUUUGAAAAUGGAGGAGGGAAAGAAGUGGUUUGGAGAUGACGGCAGGAUCAUGGCUUUGCCUAACCCCAUAAAGGAAUCAUCCACUCGACCCCCUCUCUUCCACAUGGAGGAGGACCUGGACCCCGCACUGCACACUGUGUACAGAAAGGCGCUGAAGUCUAAAUAUGCAAAUUUGUAUAUCGCUGGUGCGGCGGACCCUGAGGGAGACUACCAGCUUGACGUUGAUGUUUCUGGGCUGAUCUUCUCCCAUCACCCGCUGUUCAGUCGUGAACAUGUCCUAGGGGCCCGUCUAGCUCAGCUCUAUGAUCAGUACCUCACCAGACAGCACAAUAAUCUUACUGGACACCUUACUGACAAGUUGAAUGGAUUGAGGAGUGCUCUGCGGAAUAUGCUUGAGGUUCAUGGCGGGCAGAGCCUCACUCAAGCCAUACAGCACAGGAUAUCUGAGUACAGUCUGGAGGUUAAGAACACUCGGCAGCUGCGGGACUGUGAGCAGGAGAAAGACAGGACUCUGCUGAAGAACAUAGUUAAAGUGUGGAAGGAGAUAAAGGCCCUCAGAGACUUUCAGAAGUUUACCAACACACCAUACAAGCUCUACCUCAGGAGAGAAAAUGUGGACCGGGCAUCAGAUGAGCGAGAGUACGAAGAUGAAAUCUUGGCAGAAGUUGUAGAAUUGGAGGCAGAGAGCGAGGAGGACUACCAGAGAAAGCUGACACAGUACAAGAAACAGCUGGAGGAUUGGAAGCUCUGGAGAAGGAAACAGAAAGCCAAAAAAAAGAAGAGAAAAAAGAAGAAGAAAGGCCAGACACAGGAUGACACAGAAGAAGAAGAUGAAGACCAGGAGGUGAGUGAAUCGGAAGGUGCAGUUGAAGAAGGACCCUCAAAACCGGAGCCUCCAGAGAGGCCAGACUUUGACUAUAUAGAGCAGCAGGUCAGGGAGAAAGCCUCCAGGAUACGCAGGAAACCAGGAGAGUCCAUCCUGAUCCCUGAGCUGUCUGCAUCUGGAAACAUCACCGCCAGUGAACUCUGCCCCAGGGCUGAAAUAGCUCGAAGAGAGGAUGUUGCAAGGCGCUCUCUUUUCACCAAGAUCCUGUACAAUGACAAAGAAGUUUCCAGAACGGACAGCCGCUCCCUGAACACUGAUUUCAGAGUCCACUUUGGCCAGAUUUUCAAUCUCAAGAUAGUUAACUGUCCCCAAAGCAUCAAUUUGCAGGUAUUUGAGGAGAUUGGCUCAUCGUGCUCCCUCCUGGCUCAAGUGUUUGUUCCAGUGCCAGAACCCUCAGUUGUGAUGGGCAGCGCCCCCCUUGAGGAAUUUGAGUUUAGCAGCAACCAGAGAGUGAUGUUCGACCAUGAGGGUGUAGGAAGUGACGUGCCCCUCUCCUUUGAGCCCGACGGCAGUAACAAACAGAUCCUGUUGACCUCUGGGAAGCUGUCGUGCUGUGUUUCUUGGGGGAUUGGGGAGGAUGACGUACCACUCGCUCCUCCUGUGUCCCAACAGCCUGGCGGCAUACACAGUGGCUUGUGCCGUCUUGAUGCUGUCACGUAUAUUGGAGCGUCUGGACUAUAUGACAUGAAAAGAAUUGGAGAGUGGGCCACACAGUCACGACUGGACCCCAACGAUCCGAAAAAUGCCUCCAUUAUGCAGCUGCUUAAGGUGGCCAGUAGUGGAGAGGUAACAGCUCCAGAAUACUUCCGUCUAGAACAGUUGCAGGAGGAGUUUAACUUUGUGACUGAUGAAGAGUUGGAGAGGUCCAAAAGAUUUCGCCUGCUCAGGCUCAGGAACCAGGAAGUUGCAGAGUUUCGAAAUUAUAAGUGUGUUCCCGCUCUGGAGAGGGAGGUCACUGAUAAGGUGUUCCAGGAGUAUGAGAAUAGACUGAAAGAAGGAGAGAUAAUUGACACUAAAGAACAUCUGGAUUCACACCGAGCCUUAGUGGCCAAAUAUCUUCAGAAGAUCCGAGAAUCCGUCAUCAACAGAUUUCUUCUUGCCAAGCAUCACUACCUCCUGUCUGACUUGGUGAUAGAAGAGGAGAUACCAAGCAUUGGGAUUCUGGGACUAAACCUUUUCAAGCUGGCUGAACCCAAGCGGCCGCUGAAACCUCAGAGGAUAGAAAGAAAGAAGGUGACGGCUCAGAAUCUGUCUGAUGGCGACAUUAAACUGCUGAUCAACAUAAUCCGGGCCUACGACGUCCCUAUCCGCAGACCCCAGAGCAAUAAACCAGGACAGUCGUCACAGAGUGCCAUCCAGGGCAGUGAUUGGCUCCUCAGCCAGGUACAAGUGAGACCCUUUGUGGAGGUUUCCUUCCAGCGCACAGUCCUUCAAACAACCACAGCUGAUGGACCAAACCCCUCCUGGAAUGAGGAGCUGCAGCUACCAUUUAGUGCCCCAAAUGGAGACUACAGCGCUGCUUGUUUGCAGUCAGUCAAAGAUGAAGUCUUCAUCAACAUAUUUGAUGAGGUGGUUUAUGAAACUGGAGUGAAUGACAAAGACAAAGGCAAAUCAAUACACACUCAGGUAGAGAAGCACUGGCUGGGCUCUGUCAAGAUUCCUUUCAGCACCAUUUAUUCUCAGUCCAGGAUUGAUGGAACAUUCAAGGUGAAUACACCAGCAGUGUUGCUGGGCUACAGUAAGGAGCGGAGCCAUGGCGCUAUUGGUGGUUAUGACACUCUGCGGAGCCUGAGUGAGGGAGCAUUUAUCACACUGUUCAUCACCAUUGAACCUCAUCUGGUGCCUGGAGAGUCUAUUAGGGAAAAGUUUGACAGCCAAGAGGAUGAGCGGUUACUGCUGGCUUCAGAGAAAUUUGAGAGGGAUGCAGCACAGGGCUACCCGGACCGACCCUGCAUUACCACCAUCAUAGACCUCAAUGGGAAGACGGUCUUCAUCACGCGUUAUAUUCGACCACUCAACCCUCCACAGGAGUUACUGGAUGCAUUCCCCAAUAACCCCCAGGAGGCCACGAUUUUCCUCACACAGGCCCUGGUCGCCCGAUUUGUCUCGCUCAUCCCCUCUCUGCCAGACAGAGUUUCGUUUUCUGGUGCGUGUGACCUGUGGACGACGUGCGACCAAUUCCUCACCCUCCUUGCAGGAGAUGAAGAAGAACAUGCCGUACUGUUGUGCAACUACUUCCUGUCUAUGGGAAAGAAAGCCUUGCUUAUUAUUGGCACCGCUAUACCAGAGGGACCCACAGCAUAUGUCUUGACUUAUGAGCAGAGCCGCUACCUGAUCUGGAAUCCCAGCAGCGGUCAGUACUAUGGCCAGUACGACACCUUCUGCCCACUGCAAACAGUUGGUUGCCUGAUCAAUGCUGACAAUGUGUGGUUCAACAUUCAACAGUACACGUCACCAAUGACGAUGAGUUUUGACAUCACAAAAGCCAACUUGUGGAAGCCAUUUUUCUCCCGGUCCUUCCCUCACCCAGGGCUGUCAAGCGUUCAACCAGAGGAGCUGGUAUAUCAGCGCACAAACAAAGUAGCUGCAGCAGAGCUUCAGGACAGAAUUGAGAAGAUGCUGAAGGAGAAGAUCAUGGAGUGGCGCCCCCGUCACCCAACCCGCUGGAACCGCUACUGCACCACCACCCUGAAACAGUUCCUGCCCAAACUGGAGCUGAGCGGGGGGCGGGACGUGGCUGAGGGGCACCGCCACGAGUUGCAGAGCCUGCUGGGAGACAACAGGAUUUCAGGAUUCCCCCUGCAUCUGCCAUUCUCUGAGAUCCGGCCCAUCAUAGAGGCAGUGUACAGCACUGGAGUUCACGAUGUUCAGGCGUCAAACGUGGAGUUUGCCCUGGCCGUCUAUGUGCACCCCUACCCUAAUAAUGUCCUGUCUGUGUGGGUGUACCUGGCCUCACUGGUACGCACAUGACACAAGAGACAUUCAUCUCACUGUGUAUCACAGUGUGUGCUUUAGCUUUAUUUAAGCUGAUGACAACAAUCCAAUACACAGCAACAAAUGUUUCACAUAUUUUGUUCAUUUAUGUUGACGCCACCAAUAAAAACAGGAUUAUAAUCUUCA
This is a messenger RNA of Micropterus dolomieu (smallmouth bass), 5332 nucleotides long. RefSeq names its product coiled-coil and C2 domain containing 2A (gene cc2d2a). The record is from RefSeq and is a predicted model, not a curated record. Lineage: Eukaryota; Metazoa; Chordata; Actinopteri; Centrarchiformes; Centrarchidae. The transcript is spliced from 38 exons. Gene Ontology annotation, cellular component: ciliary transition zone. Gene Ontology annotation, biological process: non-motile cilium assembly; protein localization to ciliary transition zone. The coding region runs from base 326 to 5182 and encodes 1618 amino acids.